CGGGCCGACUCGGACGUGUUCGUGCCCUACGGCUACCUGCGCGCGCCGCCCGCGCCGCGGCCCUUCAGCCUGCCCCGCAAGAGCCGGCUCGUGGCCUGGGUCAUCAGCAACUGGAACGAGGAGCACGCGCGGGUGCGCUACUACCGGCAGCUGCAGGAGCACCUGCACAUCGACGUGUACGGCGCGCGGGGCCUGGCGCUCGCCGAGGGCGGCGUGGUGGCCACCAUCGCCGCCUACAAGUUCUACCUGGCCUUCGAGAACUCGCAGCACACCGACUACAUCACCGAGAAGCUCUGGAGGAACGCCUUCGCCGCCAGCGCCGUGCCCGUCGUGCUCGGGCCCCGCAGGGCCAACUACGAGCGCUUCAUCCCGCCCGACUCCUUCAUCCAUGUCGAUGACUUCCCCAGUCCCUGGCGCCUGGCCGCCUACCUGAAGUUCCUCGACAAGAACAAGCCCAAAUACUGGCGGUAUUUUGCCUGGAGGAAGAAGUACGAGGUGCACGUCACCUCCUUCUGGGACGAGCACUACUGCAAGGUCUGCGAGGCUGUACGCAUGGCAGGGGAUCAGGUCAAGACUGUGCGCAAUCUGGCCAGCUGGUUUGAAAGCUGA
Tinamus guttatus (white-throated tinamou) is the source of this 609-nucleotide messenger RNA. It is a transcript of the gene FUT4, whose product is annotated as fucosyltransferase 4. Gene Ontology annotation, cellular component: membrane. Gene Ontology annotation, molecular function: alpha-(1->3)-fucosyltransferase activity. The record is from RefSeq and is a predicted model, not a curated record. Lineage: Eukaryota; Metazoa; Chordata; Aves; Tinamiformes; Tinamidae.